AUGCAGUCUUCCCCGGUAAAGAGCAGCAUGUACCCCUUCUGGGCCGUAUCCCUCUACAUCAUGUCUGGUUCUGCCGAUGCUAUCACAGCUUAUAGUCUCGAUGACAACUCCCGGGGAAUGGAACGGUUCUAUCAGUCACUCCUCGGCAUGUUUUAUGUGGGAUUGAUUGCGGUUAGCAUCUUAAAUAAUCUUACUGGUAUCCUCCUGUUUAUUAACAUGGCUGGUUUAGCUUUUAUAAAAUGGUCGCAGAGGGACUGGGCGUGUCAAAUGGCACAUCAUUCAUGGAACUUGAAUAAAAUUGUUGCUGACUACAUGCACCAGGAGCACACCAAGAGUGGAACAUCUUAUGAUCCAGCCAGCAUGAAAGGCUACCAUUACCUAGUUGAUUGGCCCCUCCACAAGGCAAAGCUGAAAGCUGGCACAUCAUAUGCAACACAAGUAACAACCAAAGCAGGUGUCGUCGACAUAGAGAAGAUAUGGCAGUGCGAGAGACUAAGCUCAGAGCAAAGGGACGCAUGCCUUUCAUUCUCUCUCUUCCAUCUGUUGAGAAGGCGCUUCUUCGGGUUUGACUGCGCCGAAUCUCCACGGCAGAAGACACAUGAUUUUGUGUUCAAGGUGCUGCUCGCCAAGAAUGAGAGGGGUGCCAUUGACUACGACAGGGUGUUCAAGGUGAUCGAUGUUGAGUUAGCUUUUAUGUAUGACUUCUUCUUCACCAAGUAUGCGGCCCUUCAUUAUCAACCAUGGAUUCUCCCAGCAAUGUUCAGCUACCCUCUAAUCAUAUUUCCAAUUUAUUCAGCAGUAACAGCACUCAGUCCAGGCUCGAAGUUGCUCCAUGUCAGGAACUGGUCAGCUGUCACUACCACCACAACUGCUGAUACCGUCGUCACUCUACUGAUGCUGACAUGCAUUGUGCUGCUUCAAGUGCUACAGCUACUGCUGUACUGGACGACCAUCUGGGGCACAGUGUGUUUGGCUUGUCACUCUGUCAGAGCGCAAGAGGCAUCCAGGACAAAAAGACAUCUCGCGUUCAAAAUGGUGGAGAGGUUUAAAGCGAUUCCUAUCAAGAUCGGCGCGUUCAUUUCAAACAAAUACUGCUACUUGUUUCCUGAAAAAAACAAAUGCUACUACUGGCAGAACAAGGUUGGGCAGUACUCGUUGCUUGAAUCAGUGCGCCACAAUACCACCAAUCUAUCCAAGGCCUUGCGUGCUUUAUCAAAACUUUCAGAAUAUUUUGUUAUUUUCAACCGAGAAGUCGUUCAUCCAGUUGUUAAUAUUAGUGUUCGAUGGAGUGCCGGCAAACCUGGGAAACAUGUAGAGUUGUCUGCACAAGUAAAGGAGGCACUUGUUCAGUCUCUUGACCGUACCCAGGGUAUUCUAACAAACGGGCAGUCGUCACUGACAUCCAACGGCGCAGGUGACCUGUUGUGGGCUUGCAGGCACGACAACAUGCACCCACCAGAUUCUGGCACAAGCUGCUCGAAGUCGCAGCAAAAGGAGAACCAGGCACGCUUCAUCUUGACCUGGCACAUUGCAACAUGUUACUGUGAGAUGGCACCAACGAAGGAUCUUACUCCCAGAGUGAAGGAAGCACACGUCGCCACAACACUGUCCAAAUACUGUGCAUACCUGCUGAAGAUGGAACCAAAGCUUCUUCCUGGGCACCAAUAUGACACAUACCGUGUGUUUGAUGCAGUUGCAGAGGAAGCGGUUGAGUUUCUACAGAGUAAGCCGGACAAGUACGGGGCCAUGAGGAGCCAGACGAUUUCAAGAGAGACGACGCCAGAAUCAGAAGAGAAGAUCUUCUUCAGGGGCGUGAGGCUGGGGGAGCAGCUCCAGGGGAUGGAGGCGGGCGCCCGCUGGAAGGUGCUGGCGGAUUUCUGGGCGGAGAUGUUGCUCUACCUCGCGCCAUCAGAUGAUGUCAAGGCGCACGUCGAGUGCCUGGCCGGAGGAGGGGAGUUGAUCACGCACUUGUGGGCGUUGCUCACCCACGCGGGCAUUCUGGAGAGGGGUCAAAGGAUUGUCCCCAACGACCUAGAAAAUGGCGGGGCCGUAUGA
Messenger RNA from Panicum virgatum (switchgrass), 2055 nucleotides. RefSeq lists its product as uncharacterized. Bases 1 to 2055 code for a protein of 684 amino acids. The record is from RefSeq and is a predicted model, not a curated record. Lineage: Eukaryota; Viridiplantae; Streptophyta; Magnoliopsida; Poales; Poaceae. The transcript has a single exon.